CUACAUAAUACCGAUACAGCACCAGCAUGGCCACUCAUCAAAUUUCCUCUCAUCUUCCCCACUCAACCGCGUUCUGUCCCCCCUGAAUCUUACCACCGAGACCGAAUCCUCCGGCACAACGCGGCAGCCAAAAAAUGGCCGAAGAAGAAUUGACUCAACCCUGGGGCUGGCUUCCAGCGGAGCAGCAUCUGAUACGCAACUGGGACCCCGCCUCACCUCUCCCAGCGACCUCUCAGCGCCGUUCCCUGAUCCGCGCCUUCCUCGACCAGGGCGACGUCCCGGGGGAAUACGAGCCGUCGCGCGACGGCACGCCGUCUCGGAUCCCCACCGCCGCCGAGGUGCGCGACGUCCUGGCGCCCUGGCGCCCGCUGGCGCUGCGCAGGAUCGCAUGCUUCAUGUGGCCGAGCUACGAGCACGAGCUGGUGAUCCUGCGCACGCACUACGGCACCGGCGGCGGCGGCGGCGGCGGUGCGGACGACGCCAGGCUGCGGGGGUGGAUCGACGUCGAUUCGGAGGCGGAUGUUUUCUUCAACCCGGAGGCGCUGUGGUGGCGGUUGCUGGAUGACGAGGAGCUGUUUGGGUUUGGGGACGAGUGGGAGAGGGUGUUUGAUAUACUCCCCGAGCUGGUGGGGAGGCAGGGGAGGCUUGGGGGUGUGCGGCGGACGAUCGCGGCUGAGGACGUGGAGGAGGCUCGCCUGGAGGAGGACCCCGAGGAGGAGAUGCGCUAUCUGGCGUUUACGCUGUCGGCGCCGACGCCGCUGCUUGUGGCGGAUAAGAGGGCGUUUGAGGAGGACAAGCUCCGGGUCUUGUUUCUCGAUGCGCAUGGCAACAUUGUUAAGGAAUCGAGGAUCACGCCGGGGGAGAUGGGGACGCUGAAAGAGGAUGCGACAAAUGUUAGGACUCCCAUGUGGUGGAAGUAUGGUGAUAUUGGUCCAAAGUAUAAGCCGGAUGGGGAGAUUGGACGGUUGCUGUAUCCGUCCGAGUAGUGCAGUGCUCCUCGCAGCUAGGAAUUCGACGAGCUUUGGACUUUCAAGUAGUCGAAUGAAGAGGUGAAUACAAUGUAACAA
This is a messenger RNA of Phialemonium atrogriseum, 1067 nucleotides long. RefSeq lists its product as uncharacterized. The record is from RefSeq and is a predicted model, not a curated record. The transcript has 2 exons. Bases 135 to 986 code for a protein of 283 amino acids. NCBI's taxonomy places the organism in Eukaryota, Fungi, Ascomycota, Sordariomycetes, Cephalothecales, Cephalothecaceae.